UUCUAAAAUCUCUAUUUUUCAGAUGGCCCAAGACUGUGGAAGUACAGGAACACCUUGCCAGUGGUGGGUUGUGAGGUUGAAUUUACACCUGACCAACAGUACAAGAUUAUGCGUUCAGCGGACUUACCAGUUGUGUACGAUCACAAUAACCCAUCUCCUAACGUUCAGACUGUGUCCAAGGUAAUAGAGAGGGAUGAAUAUAAGAUUCGCAAAAAACCUAAAGGACGAGCAAAAUUUAUUGGACAGAGUAAGGCAGAGAAAGAAAUGGCUUUAAAGCUAAUUGCUGAAAUUCGGUCCCAAUCUGUUAUGGCCUUGGAUACUCUGGAAUGUAAAAUCUGCCACCCAGCACGUCUCUUCACUGCUCCGUCCACUCUGCUCUCCCAUUACCGCAGUCAUGCAGGUAUCCGCCCAUAUGAGUGUCGAAUCUGUGAGGCAGUUUUCACACGUCAGCAUUCUUUAAACUACCACAUGCUGAUCCACACCAACCAAACCCGGUUUACAUGUGAGGACUGUGACCGCAAGUUUCGCCAUCCUUCACACUUCAAAGAACACCGCCGGCGUCAUACUGGGGAGUCUCCUUAUGAGUGCUCAGAUUGCCUUAUGAGGUUUAAAACUCGCAAUACAUACAAACGACAUUUGAGAACAAGACAUGGCAAGUUGUUGACGACCCAAGGAGCCAUCAUCAUCCUGUCACAGGAAGAGGCAGAUCGCAUGAAGAAGACACAGGGAAGAAAACCUCCCAGGACCCGUCAGCCUCUAAAGAUUAUUAGCCCUGAAGCUGCUGCUCAGAUGGAAGAAGAGCAGAUAUGGACUGACUUUGAGGAAGGUGAUCGUGAGGAAGAGAAUGAGGAUGAUGAUGAAGAGGAAGAAGGAGAAGAAGAAGAAGAAAGAAGAAGAAGGAGGAGGAGGCUCUCAUACAGAUGA
Molecule: messenger RNA, 924 nt
Organism: Homarus americanus (American lobster)
Lineage: Eukaryota; Metazoa; Arthropoda; Malacostraca; Decapoda; Nephropidae
Product: zinc finger protein 860-like
Exons: 5
Coding region: 109-924 (271 amino acids)
Cellular component (GO): nucleus
Source: RefSeq, a predicted model, not a curated record